AAUUAGUGCAGUUUAAAAAUUUAAAAUUCCUCUGAAAUAGUUUCACUAAUUACUCAAUUACGUAAUUAAAUAAAUUAAGGCGAAUUAUUGUAAUUUCCAAGUGUUAAUUUCAAGUAAGUUUGAAAAAGAGUGGCUGAAAUGACCAGUGGUUUUUCUUGCUGUCAAAUUUAAGCGGGAAAUCUUUAUCGGGGUAAAUUGAAAUGUAUUUGUUUGAGAUUAUCGAAAUAAAACGAUUAGAUAAUUGUUUUAACAUUGUAAAAAGAUAAAGUCGAUGUCUUCGCGCCCUGAUUGGUCACAUGAGUCGCCAUCAUAGGAAUGUCUGAAGAUGACAUGUGACAAUGACAAAAUGGCCGCACUUUUCAGGUGGAAAUCAUUUGAAGAGCUUCUUUUGGUUAUUGACAUAUAGGUUCGAGACCGGCUGCGCAGUCACAGCCUCGGAAUGCAGCAUCAACAACGCGACGCACACGGGACUGUCGAUGCUCUCACCAACCGUCUGCAACUGCUGCGAGUUCUGCCUACCCUUCUAUGGAGAAGACCUGCACUGCAGCCGGGGCGGUCCAGGUAUGGGCACCAACGUGGGCCGCUGCGGGCCCGGACUGUCGUGUGUGGCCAGUGAUGACGGCUUCAGCUAUUGCAGGAGAAUGGAAUCCGAGUGCCAUUCAGCUCAAGAUGAUUACGAGGCGAGGUACGAGGCUGGCGAUGUGGGAGUGCUAGAGUCUCCACCCAUCUGCGACGGCAAGGGGAGCUAUGCGCACUUCGACUGCGUUCCUACACAGACAUGCUACUGCCAAUCUGAUGAAGGUGAAAGAAUAUUCGGUGAAGUUUUGAAUCUUGGAGCUGUCACGACACAAAAUAUGCAUUGUGGAUGCUCAAAGAUGCACGAGAAAAUUGAAAAGAACAUCGCAUCGGGGCUCCGUUUUCCCGUCGUAGGCCCUCGCUGCACGUCUGAUGGGAACUUCAACCCUAUACAGUGCCUCAAUAGGACGUGUUAUUGCGUGGAUAAGAUCACAGGCCGGAUUGAUGGUGACCAUUCUAUCAAUCUCGACUAUGAACCUAUUAAAGCUCUCUCGUGCUAUGAUGCCACCUUGGACCUCUUCCCAUCCCAAAGCCAGGGCGAAGCUCCAUACAACUACACGACUCCUUGCCUGGAGGACUUGAGAGAGAAGAUAGAGUUUAUCCUGAAGAGUGAAGAGGACGGGUAUAAUGUCGACCUGUUCAAUAAUUUGGCUGGGUGUCUGCCUGAUGGGACCUACAGCAGGAUUAGAACAACUAGGAGUGGCUCGAGAAUCUGUGUCGAUGAGACUCGUCACCAGCUAGGAGACUACGAAGCUUUGCCUGGUACUCAGCAGUUCGAAGACAUGGAUUGCAAAUGCGCCCAAACCACUGCAAUAAUGAAGGCAUUAAACGAACGUCCCGUUUGCUGCAAUAAUGGAAAUUUCCGCACUAUCCAGUGUCGACGAGGACUAUGUCGAUGUGUGGACUCUGAUGGUAAACAAUACGGCAGAGAAUCAGAUACAGUUACUUCUUUAUCUUGCUAUAAACCAGAUUGGCGAAAUCUAAACUCAACAGACUGCUAUGCGAGGUAAAAUUUAUUUUCGUCAAUAGCAACAUUUAUUUGUAUAUGGUAUCAUAAUAAGUAGUGCUGUACCGUACCUGCGACUGUUGGGAACUGUGAAGAUAUUAAAGAUAUUUUUAUACUUAAAAGUUACUUUUU
Molecule: messenger RNA, 1714 nt
Organism: Pectinophora gossypiella (pink bollworm)
Lineage: Eukaryota; Metazoa; Arthropoda; Insecta; Lepidoptera; Gelechiidae
Exons: 9
Coding region: 339-1586 (415 amino acids)
Source: RefSeq, a predicted model, not a curated record